Messenger RNA from Paramecium sonneborni, 1488 nucleotides. The record is from the annotation of a GenBank genome assembly. Lineage: Eukaryota; Ciliophora; Oligohymenophorea; Peniculida; Parameciidae.
AUGCAUUAAAGACAUACAAAACUAUUUGAAUCUGGUGGUGAGACAGUAAAGAGAAACUUGCUGGAAUGUUAUUCUAUGUAGAAUCGAAAGCCAAAUAAUAAUGAAGAUUAUUAGUUACGUGAAUAGGUGGAGAGAUUAACGAAUGAAUUAAUAAAUUUGAAGAAUAAGGAUAAAACAAAAGUUUAUGAAGAUAAAUAGAUACAAUGCGAAGAUAAGAGAUAAGAAUUAUUAAAUGAGGUAAUAAAAUAGAAGGAUAAAUCAAUUGAAUAGUAUGAGAAAUAGAUUCUAAGUUUUAAGAACAUGAUUUUAUAGUCUAAUUAAUAGAAAAAGGAAUUACUUUUAAAAUUAGAGAAGUAAGAUCCAAUGAGAAAAAGUUAGGUACUAAUGAACUCUAAAACUACUCAAACAGAUUUUAAUUAAAAUCAAGUUUCGUAAGCAUAGUAAACAGAACUUGAUUUAGGGAUAAUAUUUGGAGUGAAAUAAGUUGAUCCAAAAAUAAAGAUGAAACAAUAAAUAUCGAGAUUAGUUUAGACAGAUACUAUAUAAUAUGAAGAUAAAGGAAUAUUGGAUGUAAAUGAAAUGCUUAAGGAAUUAGAAUAAUAUAAAAUAAUUUUAAGAGAUUAUGAUUUAGAAAAUAGAAGAUUAAAAGCAUAAAUUUAAUGCAAAAUAGAAAAUAUAAAUAAAGAUACUUAAACUACAGUAGAAUAAGAAGAUUAGAGUAUUUAAGUUGAAGAUGAGUUUAAGGAUUAGAUGAAUAGUAUAGUUUAAGAAUAUAAAAGUUAAAUUGAGAAUUAGAAGUAAUUAUAAAAACAAUAUAAUUAACAAACAAUAGACUUGAAUAUUAUGAGAAAAUAAUAUGAUGAAUUAGUAAGUAACUACUAUUUUAUUUAAUCUGAGAGUAAAGUGAAUGAGAAGAAAAUAAAAGAAUUGAAUGAAGAGAUAGAUCAAUUAAAAUAUGAAUUGUAAUCAAAAGAACCAAGUGUAAGUAGUGCAGAAACUGUAACAUCACCUAAGGAUUCUCAAAGAAGUUUUAAAAAGAAAGGAUAUAAUUAGAAAAUUAAAAAUAGUGCUUAGGUUAAUUAUCUUAAUCCUCAAAAUGUUGAUGAAUUAAUUCUUUAACAAGAGGAAAAUUAAAAAUUAGUAAUUAAGAUAUCAGAAUUAAAGAAAGAAUUGGUAGAAAAUUAAAAAUAAUUAAAAACAAUUUCAGAAGAAUUGAUUACUAAAGAAUAGAUUUUAAUUAAUUAAGGUUAAGAAUUGAUGUUAAUUCAGUAAGAUUUAAAGGAAAUGAAAAUUAAAGUUGAAUCAGUUAAUCUUUUGGAAUAGAGACUUUAAGAAUAAGAAAGUAAGUAUUCAGAAGAAAUUCAUAAGAUGGCUUAAAAGUUGGCAAUCGUUAAUUCAGAUUAUUUGGGAAUGAAAGUAAUCAAUCAAACUUUACAUAAUCAACUAGAUAAAUAUUAGAACAAAUUAAAAUAAUAAUAAUCACCAUGA